This is a messenger RNA of Gambusia affinis (western mosquitofish), 4058 nucleotides long. RefSeq names its product Transmembrane protein 179-like. The record is from RefSeq and is a predicted model, not a curated record. The transcript is spliced from 4 exons. Bases 110 to 847 code for a protein of 245 amino acids. NCBI's taxonomy places the organism in Eukaryota, Metazoa, Chordata, Actinopteri, Cyprinodontiformes, Poeciliidae.
UCUCCUCUCUAGAAAGAACGAUACUUGCGGGAUGUGCUGACAGAAGACUUUUCUCUUUAUCCUACUAAAAACGCCCAUUUUCUUUUGACUUGUUUUUUCGACCUCUGGCAUGGAGCUCGACCGCCGGCUGCUGCUAAUCCACUGCGCCGCUCACGCCCUCUCGGUCGCGGCGGGACUGCUGGUGGUCGUCCCGAUGGCUCUUAACGGCUCGGCUUUCAAAGGCCGCUGCGCCCUCUUCUCCACCGGCUACUGGAGGAAAGAAGACCGGGCCGAGUUUACGGAACAGCCCGGGGAGAUGUCUCACCUGGUGGUGCAGCGGUGGGGCCCGCUGGAAGCCUGCCAGCUCGCCACAUUUGUGGGUAUUUUUACGACGCUUUACGGGGCUGCGCAGGGCUGGAGGUGCCUCUUCUAUCUGCACGGACGGCAUGACGACACCCUGUUCUCAUCCUUCCUCACGGUCUUGCUGAGCGUCUGUGUGCUCUUCCUGUCUGCGGGGGCCAGCGUCAUUUUGUCUCUGGGAUUCAGCUCUUGGUGCGACACAGUCACCGACGACAACACGCGUCCAUACAGUUGUGCAGAGUCCCAGUCUGUCCCUCUUUACCUGGAUGUUGACACGUCGACUUUCUACACAGACCUCAGUCUGGCUCAGGCGUCUCUGUGGUUUGUGACGGCCCUGUGGCUGGUUCAGUCCAUCCUGGCCUUCCUGCGGCUCUACCACUCCCACAGGCAGAACAUCACAGGGCCUUGGCUGCACCGAGACAAGGAGCUGCUGCUGGGACACACUCCCCUCGACAGCGGCUCCCCGACGCCUCCUCUUCCCCCUGCAACUCCAACUGUCUGCGUCUGACAGGGAGGAAGUGAGGUAGUGACGCAGCUCCUCACAUUUAACGCCACAGUUUUAAACCUCAUCUUGUUCAUUAUGACCACUCAUAAUGUCCACCCUGCACGUCUUACUGUUUACAUGCCUCAUCUUAUUCAGCAGAGCCUGACCUUUAAAUUAUAUUAUCUGCGAAGAAGCAUCAAGAAACUGCAGUAGGAAAAUGCCAAAGAUACAGUUUGUUGUUAUCAUUACCUUUAUUAUUCUGAGAGAUGCAUCUGAACAAGAUUAUGAAAUAUACAAUAAAGCACGGGAAUUAUCUAGUUUAAAGGGAACUGUGACAUAAAAGGAAAACCUAACUGCUUAAAAUUGAGAAUUUGAUGGUAAAAAUAUUUGGACCAUUUUACUCAUUAAAACUCCAGGGGCCUCAUGCAUAAGAGUGCGCAGUUUUCACACCAAAACCUGGCGUACGGAAAAAUUUAGAAAAGCCCGGCACACAAAAAAAUUGGAUGCAUAAAGCCAUGCAGACCUGCGGGAAAUAAUCUAAACCCUCAUAAACCAUCAUCAACAUUUCCCAGUAAAUCAAUAUGAUCUCUGAACAAACGCUCCCUCUGAAUCCUUCUAUUAGCGAUGUUCUCCAUCAGAGCCAAAGCGCUCCACAAUUGCGCGGCUCACCUUUGCGCAGCUACUUGUAUACGUGUGAUUGCAUACACACCUUGAUCACAUUAAAAAUAGUCAAACCUGUUGAUUAUUUUUAAUAAUCAACAGGUUGAUUAUUUUUAAUAACAGUUUUUUUUAAUCAACAGGUUAAAAAAACCUGUUGAUUAUUUUUAAUCAACAGUUUCAUCGUUUACAUUUAAACAAUAAAAUAUUAAAAUCAUGAAAAACAUCGGGUUUGAUGCUUCUUGGUCUAAAUUACACCAAAUGUAGUCAGAUUUCUAUGUAUUUAGGUGAGUUUAGAUGCUUUGUAGUUUGAUAUUGUCCACAGAAAAAGUUUGCAUGGCUGCCCCACAUUUUCACGCCAGCGAAAAAGUGCGUAUAUUUAUGCAAAGUAAAUUUUUAUACAUGUCGACUUGUGCGUAAAAUAUGGCGCCGUACUUUUUUUUUUUUUUUUGCAUGAGGCCCCAGGUGAUUUUCUGCCAGCUUUACUUAAGAUUUACAUUUUAAAAAAUUUUUUAUUUGUGUGACAUUCCUACAAAUAUGGAGUUAUCAAAAUGUGUGAUGAUGAGGAAGACAUGCAGUUUAUUUCAGAAAAUCUAUGUUCAGCCACAUGUUUGUUUUCUAACCUGGUAAACUAAAUGGCUAUAAAACCAAUGAUUUGCAAUCUUUCUAAUAAAUUAGGUAAAUGACCUAAUUAGAACAUGUUUUAUAUAUACGGUGGUCCUCAAAUAUCAGCAGCACCCCUGAUAAAAACCCAGGUUUUUGUGAGGUAUAAAAAGGCUAUGAUAAAUAAUUUAGAAACUGUCUUUGAAAAGCAAUCAUUAUUCGUAAAAAUUUAACUGAACCAAGCACCUCACUUGACAUCAUCUACCUAUUCAACCUGGCAAAACCUCUCCAAAUAUAUUAGAGUAUGAGGAGAUCUGUUGCACACAACCCCCUUUGAUGUUGAUGUCAGAUCUUUACUUUAGCUAGGCCAGUCCAAACCAUUAAUCUUCCUUUUAUGAAUUGUUCUUUUAUUUAUUUAAAUUUAAAAAUAAAAACCCUGUUCACAUUCAGCUUUCUAGUAAAAUGUUAAUUGAUGUUUGUGACAGUUCAUGAUUGGUGGACAAAAAGUCUAGUUCCAUCUUGAUGCUGCCAUCACAAUGCUUCACAAUGGGUGUGGUGUUCCUUUUAGUAAUGUCACUUUUGGAUCAAAUGUUUUUUUGGUUUGUUUUUUUUUUAACUGUGGCCUAAAGUUCAAUUAUGUUUUCAUGUGACUAUUAACUCAUUUCCUCACAUGAUUUAGGGAUAUUUUUGUCAUUUCUUGUAUGGCUUUUUUUUUUUUUGAAAUACAAGGCUUCAGUCUUGCAUCCCUAACCCUUAGUGCAAAACAUAGAACAUUGUUGUCACAUAUAGAGCACAACAAAUGCUUGAUAGAGAUUCCCGCAGCUCCUUCAACGUUGCUGUCAUUCUCUUGGCACCAGUUCUUGUAGCGUUACUGUGUCCCGUAUUUUCUUCAACAGUUUCUAUCUGUUUUUACUCUGAAAAGAUGUAUAUUUAUAUAGUGCUGUGGAUCCUUUUUCACGUUUCACUUGACUGAUGAGGCCUUUGCAUGAUAUUUUUGAUCUUCUAUUAUAUUUGUGCAAAACUGCUUAGUAAGAGACAAAUAAUCACCUGGCAUUUUAACUGGGGUGUGUAUAUAGUUUUGAGAGUCACUCUGUGUAGAGGAGUUGAGCUCAAAGACAGGAGAAACAGAAGGGAAUUCCAGUCCAACAUUAAAAUGCUGACAUAAAUUUGAGGUAAAUGACAACUAAAGUAAAUAAAAAUUGUCAGAGGUUUCAGUCCUAACAAAGACUCCUCUUUUGUCUCAAACUGAAAGGAUUCAACUUCUUUAAUCAGAAAUGCUAUAAUAGUCCAGUGUUAUUCAGAACAUUUACUGAGCUUCAUGUUUUAUUUAUUUAUGUUACUGACAGUGCAUCAUAAUGGGGAUUUUUGUUUAUUUAAAAAGCAUGGUUGUUUACAUAUUUCCUGGAGUCCAACAUUUUGCACAGUUGUGUCUUCAUCAGGGAUGAAAAAAGGCUUGUUCUGUUUUAUUCAGAUGAAGCACUGUGAUGCUUUUAUUGUGAGAAAGAGCUACAUGUCCAUGGAAAAGGGCUCACUGUGUGAGCCUGACUUGAAUGUUCUGUUGUGUGCACACCGCUGAGCCUCUCUGCUCCCGUGAUGACUUUUAUGAUGGUGCUGUUUGUGUGGACGGAGCUGCUCUCUGGAUCUCCUCCAAUGAUCUGCUUGUUUUUUUUUUUUUAACUACUUUGUUGAUCUGUGGUAGCUUUGGUACAGAGAAUGACGAUGAAAAGAAAGAAGUUGCCGACUUUUCUGAGGUUUUCUGUUCAAAUUGUUUUUUUGUGGACGAUCAGACCGGCUGUAAUGAAACACAAACAGUGGAGCUGGAAGUCUGAAGUAAAGAGAGAUCAGCUGGUGUUGCCAUAUGAAGCUAUUUAGAAAAUGGUUUUUGUAUCGGAAUUGACUGUAGUUCUGUUGUUUGUUCUCAUUCGUCUUUGUGUUUUUGCAUUUGUCCUGUAUUUAAAUAAAAUACUUGCUCUUA